UCUAAAAUUUUGCUUGAAGGUUUUUCUUUUUUUAAGUCUAGCGAUUUUCAGGGCGAUUUGGCUUCUCAGAACUGUGGGAAUUCUUUCUUUCUAAUGGCUGAAGAGGAAGUAGCUGCAAAAUCUGUCAUUCAACAAUCUCCUCCAGCAAAUCCUCCUCCCUUUUUAGAGGUAACUUGUACAAGUUCUGGUAAAGUAAGAAGAUUUGCAAUUGGUACUGAAUCCAAAUUUGCACUGUACUUGAUCAACCUCAAACUUGAUAUUGGGGUCUCUCAUGCUUCAUAUAUUGAAGCUGUUAAAGAAGGGGAAGAACCAAUCAAUUUUGGUCCUAAUGCUCUUCUUACCGAUUAUGGCCAUGGUUGGAAGCUGCAGACAGUUUCAGAACAAGUAGAAGUUCCUCGAAAAGAUAUGGGAGGUCAGCCUAUGUACAAGAAGAAUCCUACUGCCAUGAAAUCAGACGGUUCUGCUCCUACUAGAAGAUCCACGAUGGACUCUUCAGAUUCUCACACCACUUACCAGUAUUUUGGGAGGAUAUUUCUUGCUUUAGUUUUGUUGUUUCUGCUUGGAUGUACUUUCACAGUGGCCUUGGAAAAUCUUCCCAGGUUAAUCUUACUUAUCACUUCAACAAUGUAAUAACACCAUCAUAUCUUGCUUUAAUUGUGAAGUAUCCUUUCUGUAUCCUUGUAAGUUCUUUAACAUGACAGGGCUGUGAGCUAUUUAUUGCUUCUAUUUUGUAAACUGGAGGAGAAAUAUUUUUGUUAUUCAACAAGAUUACACUAUGGAUAGCUUUAGAAUGUAUUUUCUGCUCUUCCUGUAA
Messenger RNA from Papaver somniferum (opium poppy), 814 nucleotides. RefSeq lists its product as uncharacterized. The coding region runs from base 94 to 630 and encodes 178 amino acids. Lineage: Eukaryota; Viridiplantae; Streptophyta; Magnoliopsida; Ranunculales; Papaveraceae. The record is from RefSeq and is a predicted model, not a curated record. The transcript has 4 exons.